This is a messenger RNA of Anolis carolinensis (green anole), 3760 nucleotides long. RefSeq lists its product as uncharacterized. The transcript has 4 exons. The record is from RefSeq and is a predicted model, not a curated record. NCBI's taxonomy places the organism in Eukaryota, Metazoa, Chordata, Lepidosauria, Squamata, Anolidae. The coding region runs from base 63 to 3290 and encodes 1075 amino acids.
GACCUCAUAUUUCCAAGUCAGGAUGAAGAGGUCAUGCUCAGAGCAACCGGCUGGACCAUGGGAUGGCCAUCUUCCCAGAUCUCGAUGAUUCACUGGUUCUGCUGCUGGGAUGUGUGUUCUUAUACAUCAUCCAGUGGACCAUCCAAAAUGUAAAGGCAUACUGGAUUUUACCUCCUAUUUGCUCUUGUCUCAAGAAGGAGCUAGAGUGGCAGCAAAGAGAACAUGUCACAGAACAAAUAAGCAAUGCACCUCAAGGGACAUUGACAAGAGACAGGAGUCAUGACACAACCGCAAGCUCAGAAGCGAGCUGGACCAUAUCUACAAAAUCGGAAAGGAGGACCCCACCGUCAACAUCCAACACCUCCCUGGACUCUGUCCUCUCCCUCUACAGCUGGGCUCCUCCACCCUCAAGCAGAUCAACCAAGAUCCUGCGCUCUGCUUCCAGGACCUCCUUGGAGUCGACUGCUUCCAUCAGCAGCUGGACUGCAUCAUCUUCAGGUGAUGAACCCUGUAGCAGACCUUCAUCCAGAGCAGAGAAGGACUCCUCUCUGGUCCUUAAGGAGUUUGCUCUACCUUUGUUACUGUGCCAGAACAGGGUGAGGUCCAGGCAGCUUUGCCAGAGGCCCUCUUCCUAUCCCUACGUCAACGUUCAUCUGCAGUCAAAUGAGCAGAAGAGGCAACUGGCAGAAUCCACGCUCCGGUCUUCCUCCAGAUUGGCUCCUACUGCUGCUCCCUCCUUGCAUCCCACCCCUAUAUGCCAACAAGGCCCAGCCUACCUGCAAGAACGGGGCUGGAGGAUUGGUUUUCUGGACUACAAACAACAGGAGCUGCUAGAGUGGCACAUCCGCAAGAAGCGUCAAGGGAAGAUUGCAUCUCCAUCUCACUGGGCCUCAAGCACAGGAACCAGCCGCUCAGCAGCCAUCUCCAACAGGCCACACCAAAGCAGGGCAGAGCCCCAACAAUCUCUCCAGAGAUCCCAGUCUCAUCACCAUGGAGAUUAUGAGAAGAAGAAUUUGCUGGAGUGGAACGUUCAAAAGGAAUAUCGAGCGAAGGAUGCAACGUCAGUGCACAGUGUCUCUAGAAGAGAAGGCAAGACCCUGGCUGCCGUUGCCAAUGUCUCAAAAAGGGAUACGUUGGGGCCCCAUCACCCUCCCCAGAAGCUGAACUUCUUUUCCUACAUUGACUUCAAGUUGCACCUGGAAGAACUGCAUAGGCAAUGGGAGAGGCCCACACACCAGUCUGGCUCCAUGCGGAAGCUGAGCCCUGCGGCACCUUCCAUGCAUUCGGCAGUCAGCAAGCAAGGCAGUGCCAUCAACUUCCAGAGCUGCGGGAGGAGGCUCAGUUUCCUGAGCUACAAAGAACAGGAGCUGCUGGAGUGGAACGUCCAUAAGAAACAGCAGAAGAAGAAUGCAAAACCGUCGCACCGAACCUCUAGCCCUGCCGCCAAGAAGGCUGAGGUAACCCUCAUUUAUCAGCCACACCAGGCUGGGUUGGGGCACCAACAUCCACCCCAGAAGCCCCACUCCUAUUCCCAAAUUGACUCCGGUGAGAAGAAGAUGCAUAGACAACGCAAGACACCCACCCCUCAGUUGCGCCCCUCGUCUGAAAGGAUCCCCACUUCUGCCUCCUUCCAACCAACCCUCAAAGACAAAGGAGGUCUGGCCCAUUUUCAAGGAUAUGGAGAUGUGAUUGAUUUUCUAAGCUACCAGGAGCAGGAAUUGCUGGCUUACAAACUCCAGAAGGAACAUGGAGUAAAGAAGGCAAGGCCAUCUCACCGGAGCUCUAGGCCCAAAGCUAAGAGCCAAGCUGGUGUUUUUCAGAGCUUGCAGCCGCAAUAUACCCGACCGAAGCCCUCACAGGUUCAUCGGAAAUCCCACUCUUAUCCCUCCACGGGAAUCUUUGAUGAGUGGUUGUUGCAUGACUGGAACAUCUGCAAGAAGCAUGGAGUGCAGAAGGAGUUGGUAGUAUUGCCCCGGGCCUCCAAGGCUGGGAGGAAAGAAGCCACACGGCGGUCCGAUCCCAUGACCAGACUGGUCCCUGCUGCUGCCGCUGCUGCUGCUCCUUUAUAUAAUGAAAGCAAAGUCAGUCCUGCCCACUUUCAGAAACAUGACAACAGGACUGGGGAUUUGGACCAUGAGGAAUGGCAGUUACUUGCCUGUAAUGUCCACAUGGACCACAAGGAAAAGACUGUGGCCCCAUUACGCCAGGCCUCCAGCAAACCAGUGGAAACACCCACACUCCAGUCUGAACCUGUGCCUGUGCCUGUGUUGAUAGCUGCUUCUCCUUCCUUGCACCCUUCUGGCAAAGGCACAAGCAUCCCUGUCCCUCUUCAGGAAGCUCUCAGAGAAAUCGUGGUCCAGACCCUUGCUGAGGUCUCUCCAGAUGAGAUAAGAUGGUGCCUGAGCCAACAACCCCCCAAAACUUCCAGCCCCAAGGCCGAUCUGCUCGAUCCUUCCCUGCCUUAUCGCAUCUUGGAGUCUGUGGACAGGAAGCAGGCCAUGCGGGACCUGCACCGGCGCCUGGCCCAGGGACUUGAGGUGGGGCACAAAGGGCCCUGCGUGGAGUACCCCGUCUGCCUGCAGUGUGGCUGCUGUACCUCAUCUUGCCCUCACCCUCGUUCGAAGCGGAGUCCGUCCCUCGUGGUUUACCCCCGGCUGCGAGUGCACAAAGGGGAGGUCCACCUGGCCCUGGGUUUCAUCCUGAAGGUCAAACGGAGCGAAGGUGAGGAGUGGGGUCUGGGGGAAGAUGUGGAUAUCUCCACAGUGCUGGUGGACACGAAGCAUCCUUCCAAGCGAGAGAAGAGCAGAGAACGCACCGCCAAGGCAGUAUCAGAGAGAACGCAGCACCGGCCGAGAGAAGAGCACAGAAAGCAUCGGGAAACACCGCGCCAGCAUCCCAACGUGAAGAAGUCACGUUCCGCAGCUCGGCAACGCUCUGCAGAAAGAGGAAGGAACACAGGAGAGCGGUCUUCUUCCAGAGCACGGAGGGUGAGCUUUUUGCCCAACGAGAAGCCAUCCCCAAAGCCAUCAAAACAAGCCACAAAGUCGUCGCACCGUCCACGCUCUCGGAGGUCCACCUCCAGAGAGAGAAGGCCACACCAGGCCAAGACCAACAAGCAAAAACUCACCUUUCUGGAAUGGCUGUUGUUUUACUUCAAGAACUCAUGGAACAGACCAAGGGUGACGGAAAACAAGAAGCAGAGCCCUGUGUCCUCAUCCCAGAAGCCACACUCCUCCAGGAGCCGUUCUAGAGGAAGGGUUGCGCCCAAGAGGAAUUCCGCACGUAAAUAGAUCCCCUCCUGGUCCAAGCAAGGACGCUCCCAUCAUCCCCAAAGCGUUUCCCCCACAGGACCCAAAUGAAAAGUCUUCUCUGCCUCCCAAGAAAAAGGACAGCCACCAUCCUCACGAUGCAAAGUCAACUUCUCCGGUGAGUUCAAAGCAACCAUCAAGGAAAUCUUGAAUGACACAAUUAAGAAGAGAUUGAGGAAGACCUUCUCCAAGCAAACCAGCUGGCAAGAAACCGGGGUGCUAUCUAGGAAAUGGCUUCAAUCCAUCACUGCGAUGUCUUCUCUUUUCAUAUCUGAAAGAUAUUUUAAUGCUCAAGAUGUGUAGCAAAACAAUCUCUCAUGUCUCAAAAGGACAUGACAGAUCAGAAUUAAGCACAACAGGAAUGGAAAGUGUUCUGAGUUGAGAAACAUCCGGUCGACAUGUACUAGAAACAGAAGCUGAAACUAUUAGAAAAUACACUUACAAAACUCAAA